Molecule: messenger RNA, 738 nt
Organism: Verticillium dahliae VdLs.17
Lineage: Eukaryota; Fungi; Ascomycota; Sordariomycetes; Glomerellales; Plectosphaerellaceae
Exons: 2
Coding region: 40-522 (160 amino acids)
Source: RefSeq, a predicted model, not a curated record
UUGUCUCUGGACCUAGACAGUCGAGAUCGCAGAGACGCCAUGGCCAAGAUGUAUGAGAGUUGCCGCAGAGAUGCCGAUCAGAGGUGCCGCACAUCGAUGAAAGAAGUUCGUGAAGGUAUGUUUCUGUGGCGAUGUGAGAAAUGUUCCGAAAUGGUGUUCGAUUGUGGUUUAGGCAUCUGGGCAAAUGAAUUUGAAAGAAUAAAGCAACACCUAAAAACGUAUGACCUUUGUCUUGGAAAGCUUUACAAAGACCCUGUUGUUCUCCAAACCCACGAUUGGUUCCUAGUAGAGGAUGGCAAGAUCGGAAUACUUCUAAUCUUGCAUCAAACCCCCAUCGGACAAAUCAUUGAGCGGCGAUCCUCCCCCGAGCCACCAAUGACGGUCAGCCAAUCCACGGCUGAUCAGGCUGGUGACUUCCACUUUGUUGGUCCUGGUGGCGAAUUUCUACCAUCGCCGAAGGAGUCGACAGUCUAUCUCGUCGCAUUUGAGGUUGCCAAGGACGAACGAGACCGAACGAACUGAACGGAUUGAAAGAAUUGAAUGAAGUGAAGGUUUCAACAUUGAAUCCCGAUGGAACAGGAAGGGCAUCCGUAGAGCGCGGACCUGGAACAGGAAGCACAUGCAUUGUGGGCGCACCGGGAGCUAAUGCACUCGGAAAUCCAGUGGAGAACUAUGACACAUGUUAGUUGACGUCUGGUACUGCAGCUCAUAUCUCACCUACAUCUUGAUCGUAACACA